AUUAAGCAUCCGGGAAAUUCGUGUAUUUAUUAUGAUUUUUAUGCGCGAUCGUUAGUUUGUAAAAUGAAGGGAAGCGAGGACGGACAUGGGCGAAUCAUAUAAAAGAAAAGAUGGAUAAAAGCAAAAUUGGUAAAAUCGGCAAAAUACGCAACUAUGUAAAUACAGGAAUCGAAAAGCUUCGGCAGAGCGUUACCACUUCCCAACCUAAGUAUGAAGUGGAUUUGGAAGAACUUACUCCCGAGCUUUUUCAAGUUCGAAAAACUCUACGCCACGGUUUUCCUUACGAACCCACGGCCAUUGCCUUCGAUCCUGUACAGAAUUUAUUGGCAAUCGGAACGAAGAAUGGAUCGUUGCGAAUACUGGGGCGAGCCGAGGUCGAUUGUCAUGUCAACCACGAUGGUUCAGUCGAAGUACAGCAUAUAGUCUUCCUCAUUAACGAAGGUUCUCUAGUCACCUCCUGCUACGACGAAAAAGAAAAACGUGCCGAAUUGCAUUUAUGGAGUUUAAAGAAGAAAAUACCGUCCAUUGUCUACUCACUACAAUUCCAAAGAGAUCACAUAAGCUGUCUUCACAUACGCUUCAACACAAAUUGGUUGUACGUUGGAACGACGAACGGCAAUGUUCAUUUUGUUGAAGUUGAAAAGUUUUCUUUAAGUUCCUAUGUUAUACAUUGGAAUAAAGCGGUAGGCACUCGGUGUAAUUCUCAUCCAGGAAUGGUCGUACAAAUGGCUGAUAAUCCUAUCGAAGAAAAUCAGCUUCUACUCGCUUUCGAACAAGGCCACCUAGUCCUAUGGAAUUUACAGCAGAAAGAAGCUGACGAACGUUUCAACUGCAACGAAGGAAUUACUUCAGUUUCUUGGCACUAUGAUGGUAAAUCAUUCGUGUGUGCCCACUCGACUGGAUCUUAUUCAGUUUGGAAGUUAAAUAAAACUGAUGGACCUUUCAGUCGGCAUAAGAGUUCCGACUCCCGUUGUACCCCAAUUCAUCGAAUACUGCAAACUUUCUGCAAAGCCUCUAACGAACCUUAUCUUAUAUUCAGCGGAGGUGUUCCGAUUGAUAGAGAUAGUUCUAUGAGAGCUGGAACGGUUACAAUCAAGCAUGCAAAAAAUACUAUGAAAUUCGAACUAGAAAGUGAUGUUGUUGAUUUGCUUGUGCUAGAUUCCACUCCAUGGCGUAAUGAAGUUUCUGAUCCUAAAGCCCUGGCAGUUCUUCUAAACCAUGAUCUUAUUCUUCUAGAUUUGGAAUCUUCAGAACAUGCAAGGUUUGAAUCUCCUUAUCCUAUGGAUUUGGAUGAAUCGGAAGUAACUUGUUUACAGUAUUUAGCUGAUUGCACCCCUGAUCUUAUACCGGCUUUAUACAGUGCUGGUUCUCGCUCUGGUAAUACGAAUUCUGGCAAACCUUGGCCGCUACUUGGGGGCGGUUGUGUUAAUUCUAAUUCGUCACUGGAGGAAUUAGUCAUAACAGGUCACGCAGACGGAUCAUUAAGAUUUUGGUCUGCGUCUGCAGGAAGUCUACAGAUUCUGUUCAAGUUGAAAACAGUUCGGGUCUUUGAAAGAGCCCCAAGUACGGCAUCUGAAUUAGAUCCUCUGGCUAUUAAGGUUAUUCAUCUAGAUCCCGAAUCGAAAAUGUUGGUUGUUGGUGGGAAGACUCAUGCAACUUUAUUUUCCUUUUCAAAAUCGGAAGCAGUUGUGGAAAUUGGUUGUGUGGAGGUCGCUAUAGUGUACGAUGUUAAUGAUGACCUUGAUUCACCAGAAAGUGAGCAUCCGCCAAAUCUUUCGGCGCAAAAUAGUCAAAGUUCGGCUGCUUCGGACGGGCCAAGUAGGUCUGACGUGACUACACUGAGGGUUCGAUCCAAACCCCGAAACUGGCCAGCAGGUUUCCAGCCAGAUAUAGCUUGCGUCCUAUCGGCUGUCGACGGAGAGCCUCCAGGAGCGGUUACAUGUGUGGCUUUGAGCGCUGUUUAUAAUCUUAUGGGGAUUGGUACAGAAUACGGAUUAGCUUUAAUUGAUAUUACACACCGAACCUGCCUAUUGUCAAUUGGUACGCCGGAUUUGUAUGGUUCAUUGGACCCUUACACCAGAACUCCUAAUCCAAAGAGUCCCAAAUUAAAAUCGGCUGGUCCGUCGUCUUCCUCCCGUUUUCAAUUUCAGGAUAACCCCAAUUCGUCUUCGAAUGCGACUAAUGAUGAUUGCAGAAGUCCUACAAGUGAUCAGGUGAGUGUUUUUGUCAUGUUUUUAAAGAACCUAGUUAGUCAGUCGGGGAAUUUAAAAAGUAAAAGUCAUGUCGUAAUGAGAAAAUUGACAUUUAAACUGGCAGACGUCAACACCUUAUCUACAACAUAUGGCAACACUCGAAUUGCCAUCGUUUGUAAGUGAUUUUAUACAUGUUUGAGUCUUUUACGAUAACCUUAAUCACUUAUACCUCUUCUAAAACAAUACUGGAUCGUUUUUUAAGAUCAGCAUGUUUACAUAUUCGUUUUUUCAAUUUAUGUUUUUUUUACGAGUAAUCGAAUUCUGUAGCGCUGCGUUGUAAAACUUACUGCCUAUUGAAAUAACUCGAUAAUUAACAUACAAUAAUGCGUUACAUUUAAAAGUAUCUUUCUUCUUUUUUUUCAAUGUCGAGGUGAGAUAUCUCUUUAAUUAUUUGGAGUAUAAAGGCUUUUUAAAGAAAAAAGAAAGAACUUUAAAGUAAUGAGCUUUAAUUAUGAAAGAAUACUAAAACUAAAACAGUCUAAAUAAGUAGUAAGUUUCUACAAAUUCCGGUGCACUUUACCCGUUUUGAGAUAACUAAAACUUGAAACUGAGCACGCCACUCUCCUACCACAAAAGAUGUUGAUGAGUCGA
Molecule: messenger RNA, 2843 nt
Organism: Dimorphilus gyrociliatus
Lineage: Eukaryota; Metazoa; Annelida; Polychaeta; Dinophilidae
Source: the annotation of a GenBank genome assembly